UCCAAGACGUCAGACGAACGCGGGAAUUUAAACUAAGUCGAAAUUUUUGUGGAAAUUAAGACUCUUAAGGCAUUUAUAAUUAUUUUUCUCGCCCAGGAAUGUCUCUACUUGAACUCCUGAAGGAUAAACCACCUGUUGUUUCUGAUGGUGAUAUUCCAUGGCCUGCACCGAAUAAGAACGUCGAUGCUUCGUCUUCAUCAACAGCUGCCCCAUUUUUAACGUCUUCACCCUUAUUUCCAGCUAAAAGGACGCCAAGUUUACGGGAAUUUCUCCACCCAAACUACCGUGGUAAGAAAGAGGAAAAAGAGAAGGAUUCUAUUAGCGAACCUAGUGACUUACUGCUGGCUAUUGAGAAGAAUAAAUCUUCAAACAAUUUGAGCAAAACAGAUUUUGACUUACAGAAAAAAAUUCGCCACAAAAGUUUGAAUGUAAAUUAUAGUUCAAAAGAAAAAGUACAAGAAAGACUAGCGAAAAAUACUGAGGAGACUAGCUCAAUUUCUGUGCUUAAAAAUCCGGAUUUUGAAGAUUCUGGAAGUGCAGAAACCCAAAAAGAUGAAAAAUUACAAACCUCAAUUUUAGGUACAUGUAAUUUAACUUCUACAGAAAAAGUUGUUUUCCAACAAGAUGUUGCUGAAGAAGUCGAUAAUUCUGAGACUGUGUCUGAAAUAAAUGUUUUUCUUGAUAAUACCACAAAUCAGGAAAUAUCUGUAACAGAUUCUGAUGUUGUCAUUGGGAAGAGACAAGAAAAUGGGCUCUUUGUUCAUGCCGACAAGAUUCCAGCAUCAAAAAGAAUAAUUUCAGAAACUAAAUCUGUAAUGACUGAUGAUAAAUCAAUUGAGAGAGCUAAAAUAAUUUCUGUUGUGGAAAAACAAGGAAAGAAAUCAAAUCAAAUCAAAUUAAAUGAUAAGAGUGAUGAUCAUUCGUUGGUUUAUGCCGACAAGGUUUUAACACCAAAGAGAAAAAUAUCAGAAUUUGAAUCUGGACUAACUGAAAAAGAAUUGGUAAAGAGAGUUAGAAGAAUAUCUCAAGAUUAUUGUUCAGGUGUGAUUCCUGGUAUGUGUGGUACACAAAACAAUGAAUUGAAAGAUUCGGCAGUAUGCAAAGAACAAGGGUUGUCUUUGAAUGAUGGGCAGAACACACAAGACAGUGAUCAGGAUAAGUACAAUACUGAAGUACACAAAGUACAAGCCGUGACAUUAGAACCUGACAUGUGCAACACACAAGACAAUGAACUUGAAGAGUACAUUGUCAAUGACAAAUUAAAGGAAGAUCAGAAUUUGAUGUCAAAAAAUAAUAACAGUGAUCGCAAAGGAACACUUUCCAUAGAAAAUAAAGCGCAAGAGUUAACUUUGAAGGCUGAUGAGGAAAAUUCAAAAAACAAUGAUGGAAAAGAAUCCAUACAUAAGGAGCAUAUACAGGAGCAUUUGUCUGAGAAUCGUAACAUUGAUCAGGAUAUAGGAAAUAAUGCACAAGAGUUGCCUUUGAAGGCUGAUGAGGGAAGCACACAAAGCAAUGAUGUUGAAGAAUCCAUAGACAAAGCACAUGUAGAAGAGGGAUUAUCUGUGGAGAGUGAUAGCCACACUUGCAACAAAGAAGAAAGAAUGCUGGCCACAGAAAAUAAAGCACAAGAGUUGCUUUUGAAGGCUGACGAGGGCAGCACCCAAGGGAAUGAUGAAGAAGAAUCCAUGGAUGAAGUACAUAAAGAACAAGAACAUCUUCCUCUGACAAAAGAGACGAUGUGUCAGGAAUUCAAGGAUACACUACAAGAUGAGAAAACCUUAUCUCUGAAGACAGAUAUCAUGUGCAGGGUGCAAAAGAAAGAUGAUCUGGCUCCACAAAACAGAAAGAAAGAAGCACAAGAAUUGUCUUUAAUGACUAAUACAUGCACGAAAGGGAAUGACAUUGUUAUAGAUACCACAGAAAAUAAAGUAUCCUUUGAAAAAGGAAUUAGGAAUGAUAACUCAAAAAUAUCCUUAUCAAACACUAAGUCUGAAACUAAAGGCUCUACGGAAAAUAAAACUGAACUUUUUAAACACUCACAAGAGGAUAUUUUUGAUAUCCCAAAAAUUCCACGAAAUGUUAAAUCACAGACUUCAUUACGACAGAAAAUUUUUACCACUGACUCUAGUGAGUCGAGUUCAACAGAGACUGAAGAUAGUGAAACAGAUGUAAAAGAAGCUGUCAAUCAAAAUCAAGGUUCUAAAGAAGUUUUCUCAUCAAAUGUUAAACCUGUAUUAAAAUUUAAAAAUGCUACAGAAAGUGAUUUUGAUCCUACAAAAGACUUAUCUGAUAAUAAAGUAUGCAACUUGAGUCAAGAUAUUAGAGCUCCGAAGACUUUAGACACGAAUGAUUCAUGUACUCAAAUUUCACUUAAAGAUAAUGCAAUUGAUUCAAAUUCUGGUUCUGAGGAGGACRGCUCUACUGAUGAAGACAAAGAUGAAGGUCAGGGCAGCACAAAACUCGAAAAGGAAGAAGAAGAAGCUAUUGAGAUUUUGGUAUUUAACGAUUCAGAUGAUGAUGAUGAUGGGUUGGAAGAUGGAGAGAUUGAGGAAGAGAGUAGUGACGAGAGCUUUAAGUCAGUAGAGGGCAUGGAUAGACUUGAGGAAGAUGAGGUUCCAUGUAAUGAAAGCAAAGAUAAAGCUGAGAAUAAAAAAAUAACAUUGGGAAAUAUAGGGAUGCCUAAAGGUAGCAAGAGAAGAAGAAAAAAGAAGGCAAAAGGAUUAUCAAAACAGGAAACACCAAAGAAGAUAAAAAAUGUUCCUACAAAAGAAUCCAAAGACGACCUCAGUACAAGAAGAUCAUUUAAGAAACCAAUGGCAGACCAAAGUACCACAUGCAAGCCAGAACCCAUAAAUGAAAAACCCAAUGAAGAUGAAAACCAGGAGGAGUUUAGCUUGUUAUCUACGUUGACGAGCACUGCAGUCAUGGAUGUCACUGUUGCAGCCAGUGAAAAGGAACUGAUUAAGAAGAAGUCAAGAGGAGGCAAGGURAGUGCCAAAAAAAGAAAGAAGUUGCAGAGAAGAAUGAACGAGCACACUGCACGAAGAGCAGAAAUAGAGAUGAGAAGACUUGAGAUUAUAAUGGAGCCAUUGCCGAUGCCGAUCUGCCUGUUCUACUUAAGUGGUUCAUGUAACAAGGGUGAUGGCUGUCAGUUCAGACACGAGGGAACUCCAACAAAGAGACCACAUCUCUGCAAAUACUAUGUAAUGGGUGUGUGUGAAAAGGGUGAUAACUGUCUCUACCAACAUAGCGCAUAUCCAUGCAAGAAUUUCCACUUAGGGUCACGUGUGUGUACCUAUGAAGACCGCUGUAAAUUCUCCCAUGAUGCACCAACGCCCGAGACUCAAGUUCUUUUUGACCAGCUCUUUGCAGAAUCAUUACAAGCGCAAAAUACGACCCUAACUGAUGUUGGAGAUGGUAAUAAUCAAAAUGGAACAGCAACCUCUACAAAUGGAACCAAUCUCCCUCCCAUUGCAUCUGUGAAACAGAACCUAUAUUCUGUUCGGUAUAGCUCUAUCGACGAAGAGAAUUGUGAGGGGAGUGAUAGUUUAGUACAGGAAGGUAGUAGUCAAUCAAAAGAUUGCGAGGAAAAGACAAAGGCAGCCCAGCAAGAUGAGUCUAGUCAAGUCUUGACGCCUUCGUACGUGGUCCCUGGAAUGUAUACAAGUUGAACAGAAUCCGAGAGGAUUGUGGUUGGCAUGUUCAAACAGCAGAGUAAUUCUCGCUCCAAGUUCCAGUUCUUUUUAUCCGGAAAAUUGUCUUACAUCACUAAAUAAUCCUUCCUCCCUUUGCUUCCUUCCUUCCUUCCUCCCUCCCUCCCUCCCUCCCUCCAUUCGCUAGCUCCCUCCCUCUCCAUUCGCUAGCUCCCUCCCUCCCUCUCUUACAAGGGUUUAGCUUAUUGGGUGAUGAGUAAUGAAAUCAAGUCGGGCCUCACUAUUUCCAAGUAGUUAUUACGUCGCAGCCUGAGUGCAUCCCAACACAGACCGUGUUUGAAUGCAUGCAGGCUACUUAACGCUGMUGCAAGAGUGGGCUUAUGUUAAAAUAAAGGCGGCAAACUUCAAACUAGCUUAAA
Molecule: messenger RNA, 4072 nt
Organism: Actinia tenebrosa (Australian red waratah sea anemone)
Lineage: Eukaryota; Metazoa; Cnidaria; Anthozoa; Actiniaria; Actiniidae
Biological process (GO): negative regulation of DNA-templated transcription
Cellular component (GO): nucleus
Molecular function (GO): RNA binding; metal ion binding
Source: RefSeq, a predicted model, not a curated record